AUGGUGCUCUCGAGCGAAGCCGGCUACAUGAUGUCGGACGCGCCGUCCGUUGCAGCGAACCGGCGAAAUCAGAGCCUCCCGACGUCCGCGCGCGCGCGCCCUCUCGGACCGGCGUCGCCGGGCUUCGGCGCGCCCAGCGACGAUGGCACCGAGGGCUUCGCCGACGACCAGAUGCCGCGCACCGCCCGCAGCAACGGCCAGGGCCACAUCCCACGCGUGCAGGACCGCAUUGGCGUCCUCGUCCAGGAUGCAUUUGCCAGUUUCGUCGAAAGGUCAGAAUUAUUACCCAAACUCACAUUUCUUGAGCAGCCCGUCCUUUCUGGCGCCCCGGCCUCCAGCGCCGUCACCACCGAUAAACACUACAUUACGCAAAUAAGAAACAUGCGCACAUACUCGCUGUCAACCUUUUACCUCGACUUUAAGCACCUUGCGUCAUGGGAAAAUGGCAGUUUGGCCGACGGUGUCAUCCGCCAGUACUACCGCUUUCUGCCCUUCAUCACAGCCGCCCUCAACGAGCUCAUCGCCAAGUACGAGCCUCAAUAUUACCGCGACCACCGCCAAGCCACCUCCCGAUCCAGCGCCGUUUCCACCUCGGCGGCGAGCCAGCUGGGCUCUGACAGCCAGUCCAACACCACGCACCGCUUGAACGAGCACCAACAGACCGACAAGCUCUUCUCCGUCGCCUUUUACAAUCUGCCGCUCGUCUCGCGCGUCCGCAGCCUCCGCGCCGCCAAUAUUGGCCAGCUUCUCUCCAUAUCCGGUACCGUCACUCGCACCUCGGAAGUCCGCCCUGAGCUGUCGCUCGCCACCUUCUUCUGCCAGGCCUGUCGCGCCAUCGUGCAAAACGUCGAGCAGACGUUUCGCUAUACGGAACCCACACAGUGCCCCAACGUCACUUGCCAAAACCGCGUGGCCUGGCAGCUGGAUAUUCGCCGCAGUACCUUUGUUGACUGGCAAAAGGUGCGCAUUCAGGAAAACAGCGCCGAGAUCCCCACGGGCUCCAUGCCCCGUACCAUGGAUGUCAUUCUCCGUGGCGAAAUCGUCGACCGCGCAAAGGCUGGUGAAAAGUGCAUCUUUACCGGCACCUUGAUCGUUGUCCCCGACGUGAGCCAGCUGGGGCUUCCAGGCCUAAAGCCCAGUGCGGUGCGUGACGACCGUAAUGCACCUCGAGGCAGCGAGGCUGGUGGUGCUGGCAUCAGCGGUCUCAAGUCUCUUGGUGUCCGCGAUCUCACGUACAGACUGGCUUUCCUCGCCUGCAUGGUGAGUGCCGAUACCACUUCGGCUGGCCGGUCUGCCGCUGCCGGCGCUGCGGACGCCAUCGCCGCCAUUACCCAGAACAAAGACCCGGACGACGAGCAAAGCGUCGAAGACGCUCAAGCUACUGUUCUGGCAUCCAUGAACCCCUCCGAAAUCGAAGAUCUCCGAGCCAUGGUGCACGGCGACCACAUAUACUCCCGUUUAGUGCAGUCCAUUGCACCCAUGGUGUAUGGCCAUGAAGUCGUCAAGAAAGGUCUCCUGCUGCAGCUCAUGUCUGGUGUCCACAAGACCACAGCCGAAGGCAUGCAACUCCGCGGCGACAUCAACAUCUGCAUUGUCGGCGACCCGUCCACCUCCAAGUCCCAGUUCCUCAAGUACAUCUGCUCCUUUGCCCCACGCGCCGUCUACACGUCUGGCAAGGCCUCAUCAGCCGCCGGUCUGACGGCUGCCGUGAUCAAGGACGAAGAGACGGGCGAGUUUACCAUUGAAGCCGGUGCGCUCAUGCUCGCUGAUAAUGGCAUCUGCGCCAUUGACGAGUUUGACAAGAUGGACAUUGGCGACCAGGUAGCCAUCCACGAGGCCAUGGAGCAGCAGACCAUUUCCAUUGCCAAGGCCGGCAUCCAGGCGACGCUCAACGCGCGCACCAGCAUCCUCGCAGCCGCCAACCCCGUCGGCGGCCGCUACGACCGCAAGGCCACACUGCGCUCCAACAUCAACAUGUCGGCGCCCAUCAUGUCGCGCUUCGACCUCUUCUUCGUCGUUCUCGACGAGUGCAACGAGCAGGUCGACCGCCACCUGGCCAACCACAUUGUCAACAUCCACCAGAACCGCGACGAGGCCGUGGCGCCCGAAUUCAGUACCGAGGAGCUUCAGCGCUACAUUCGUUUCGCGCGCACCUUUCGGCCCGAGUUCACCGAAGAGUCCAAAGAGGUGCUCGUCGAAAAGUACCGCGCGCUGCGCCAGGACGACGCCCAGGGCGGCAUCGGCAAGAACUCGUACCGCAUCACGGUGCGUCAGCUAGAGAGCCUGAUUCGCCUCUCCGAGGCCAUUGCCAAGGUCAACUGCGUCGAGAACAUCAGUCCCGAAAUGGUUGUCGAGGCGUACAACCUGCUCCGCCAGAGCAUCAUCUCCGUCGAGCACGACGACGUCGAGAUGGACGGCGGCGAGGACGAGGAGCAGCCGCCCGAGAGCGGCGACACUCUCCGUCGCGCCGCCGCCGCCGCCUCCGGCAUGGAUGUCGAGAAUGACAACGAUUACGAUGCCGACGCUGCUAUGCAGGAGAGCAUCGCCGCCGCCGCCGAUGCCGCCGAUGCCGACGCCACUGCCACCACCACCUCUACGUCGACCCGCACCAAGCGCAAAAUCACCUACGAAAAGUACAUCAAAAUGGUCAACCUCUUUGUGCAGCGCGUCAACUCGGACGAGAGCGGCAGCGGCGACGGCGUCCCCGGCGCGGACCUCGUCACCUGGUACCUCGAGCAGGUCGAGGCCGAGCUCGCUGGCGAGGACGACUACCACACCGAACAGGCCCUCGCCACCAUGGUCCUCAAGAAGAUGGUCCGCGAGAACAUUCUCAUGGCCCUCCGCGGCGAGGCGCUCGCCGACGCCGGCUCUACCGCCACGUCAUCGGCCGUCGACGACAACAUUGUCUAUGUCCUCCACCCCAAUUGCGCCGUGGAGGACUUUUAA
Cordyceps militaris CM01 is the source of this 2946-nucleotide messenger RNA. RefSeq names its product DNA replication licensing factor mcm6. Gene Ontology annotation, cellular component: MCM complex; nucleus. The transcript has 2 exons. Gene Ontology annotation, biological process: double-strand break repair via break-induced replication; mitotic DNA replication; DNA replication initiation. NCBI's taxonomy places the organism in Eukaryota, Fungi, Ascomycota, Sordariomycetes, Hypocreales, Cordycipitaceae. Gene Ontology annotation, molecular function: single-stranded DNA binding; single-stranded 3'-5' DNA helicase activity; ATP binding. The record is from RefSeq and is a predicted model, not a curated record. The coding region runs from base 1 to 2946 and encodes 981 amino acids.